This is a messenger RNA of Prunus dulcis (almond), 942 nucleotides long. Its product is annotated as metalloendoproteinase 3-MMP-like. Gene Ontology annotation, biological process: extracellular matrix organization; proteolysis; collagen catabolic process. Bases 1 to 942 code for a protein of 313 amino acids. The record is from RefSeq and is a predicted model, not a curated record. Gene Ontology annotation, cellular component: extracellular matrix. The transcript has a single exon. Gene Ontology annotation, molecular function: zinc ion binding; metalloendopeptidase activity. NCBI's taxonomy places the organism in Eukaryota, Viridiplantae, Streptophyta, Magnoliopsida, Rosales, Rosaceae.
AUGGCAUCAAAGUUGUCUCACAUUUCUCUCUUCACAUGCACUCUUCUCUUCGUCCUCCUUUCUCUCCUCGCCCAUGCAACUUCAUCAGAAACCCACAACAACAAAAUUACCUCGUCUCCAUUCGAGUUCCUUGAGCAUCUCAAGAGGUGCCACAAGGGUGACAAGGUCCAAGGCAUCCAAGACCUCAAAAAAUACCUUGGAAAAUUUGGUUACUUGAGCAGCAACAAUGGUCACCUCAAUGACGAUGAUUUUGACGACCAAUUGGAGUCUGCCAUCAAAACUUACCAAAUUAAUUACCACCUCAAAGCCACCGGAACAUUGGAUGCGAAAACCGUAUCCAACAUGAUGAUGCCACGUUGUGGUGUUGCAGAUAUCAUCAAUGGUACCUCCUCCAUGCGAUCAGGCAAAAAAAGGCACCGUCACCAUCCCCACGGAGGACACACAGUUGCUAAUUAUUCUUUCUUCGAAGAAAACCCAACAUGGCCGGCCUCUAAGUAUCACCUCACCUAUGCUUUUCUUCAAGGCACCCCAGCUGAGGCCAUGGGCCCAGUUUCCAGUGCUUUUCAAACAUGGGCCGCCAACACACACUUCACCUUCAGUGAGGCACAGAACAACCAGAACCCAGAUCUGACGGUCAGUUUUAACAGGGGCGAUCAUGGAGAUGGGACCCCAUUUGAUGGGCCAGGUGGGACCAUAGCCCAUGCAUUUGCGCCGACAAAUGGGAGACUUCAUUACGACGCUGAUGAGCGGUUUUCCGUGGGCGCCGUGAGUGGUGCUUAUGACUUUGAGACUGUGGCUUUGCAUGAAAUAGGGCACCUUCUUGGGCUCGGGCAUAGCUCUGUUCAAGGAGCUAUUAUGUUCCCCUCUGUCCGCGCUGGAGUGACCCAACAGAGCUUGCAUGGAGAUGAUAUUCAAGGAAUUAAAGCUUUAUACAACACUUGA